AUGACCCCUGCGCGGGUGAGUGGGCCGAGUUCCUGGCCUGCUGCGUCGCUCUGGUUCCGAGAGGCCUCGGGGCCAGGCAGGAGGCCAAGAAGGCCGCCGGGAAUCUCUCGGUCGUCGUCUGCUCCUGAGGCGAGGCCGUGGCCGGUCGAGGGCCUCGUCCGGGCGCGGGUGGCGCGGUGGCGACGAGAAGCGCUGUCGCCGGGGGGCUCGUUCUCGCUGUGCGUAAACCCAGCCUCGCCCGUGGCCCGCGAGGCCCCGCCCCUGCCUCUCUCGCCCGCCGCCUCCGCCAGGUCGCUGCCGGUCGUUCCCAGGUCCAGGGCUCUGCGGGCGCGCGCACCUGAGCACGCAGUUAAUCUCUUCCACUCCCCAGCGCACGUCUCUGCUCUAACCUUUGUCUGGAGCACAGGCAUGUCUGUGACCUUUGAAGAUGUGGCUGUGAUGUUCACCCAGGAGGAAUGGGGGCAGCUGGAUGUGACCCAGAGGACCUUGUACUGGGAGGUGAUGCUGGAGAUCUGUCAUCUUCUGUUCUCUCUGGGCUGUCCUUUGUCCAAACAAGAGCUGAUCUACCAGUUGGAGCAUAGUGAGGAGUUAUGGAUGGUGAAGAAAGAUACCUCCCACAACUCCUGUCCAGGUCACAGCAGAAAACCCAAGGCUACAGAACCUACCCCUUCUCAUCUGGUAUUGCCUGAGGGAAUCUCAUUCCAGGACCAGCUGACACAGGGAGCCUCAAAUGAUCUGCAGUUCCAACAGGCCAGGGAUCAGGAUGUGCCAAGUGAAAAGGAAGGCCUGUUGAUACCAGAGAUAGAUGCACAGAGGGAGAGAUGUACUGAGAAAAUUAGUUCUGAACAUGAAGGUUUGGGGUCAGGUAAUAGUGUAUGUUCAAGGAUUAUACAGGAGCAAGUUUUGUCAGAAGUUACUCUCUAUAAAUAUGAAUCACAAGGACCAGUUACAGAUCUCUCAGUUCUUGAGGGGAAAAAUUCCUAUAAAUGUGAGGAAUGUGGAAAAAUGUUUAACAAAAAUUGCCUCUUCGUUCAACAUGAGCACAUUCACACUCAGAUGGAACCCUUGAAUGCACAGAAUGUGGGAAAGCCUUUAGCAAGAGUACACAUCUCCUUCAUCACCACAUCAUCCAUACUGGCGAGAAGUCCUAUAAAUACAUGGUGUGGGAAGGACUUUACCUGCAGGUCAUAGCUCACACAGCACCAGCAGACUCACAUAGGAGAGAAGCCUUUUGUGUGCUCUAUAUGCGGUGUAUGCGGAAAGGCCUUCAGUGAUGGGUCACACCUUAGACAGCACCAACGGAUUCACUUGGGAGAAAAGCCUUAUAAGUGCAGUGAAUGUGGAAAGGCCUUCAGCUGGGGGUCAUAUCUUAAAUGGCACCAGCGGAUUCACACGGGAGAAAAGCCUUAUAAGUG
Messenger RNA from Carlito syrichta (Philippine tarsier), 1415 nucleotides. RefSeq names its product zinc finger protein 543-like. The record is from RefSeq and is a predicted model, not a curated record. Gene Ontology annotation, biological process: regulation of DNA-templated transcription. The transcript is spliced from 4 exons. Bases 1 to 1191 code for a protein of 396 amino acids. NCBI's taxonomy places the organism in Eukaryota, Metazoa, Chordata, Mammalia, Primates, Tarsiidae.